AAAUCCGCUGCUUUCCCAUUCCAAUCGGCAAGGCGCAACAUGGCGGACUAGGAGAGGCGGCACGACGGCGCCCGGAUACAGCGAGUAAAACGCGGGAUACAGGCACCCGGCGUUGUGGAGAGCACAAAUACGGAUCCCGGUGGAAAAGAAGAGGACGCAGGGCGAAAAACAGGACACUUUAUGGCUUGUUUGGACAUGUAAUUUUGAGCUAGGUUCCGAGCGGGCCGCGUACAGCACAACCUCGGCACUCGGGGUGAGGAGGAGUCCGGGGCCGGGACAGUGAGUGCUGGAUACCAACUUCACAAACACAUAAUAACGGUGUACAGUGUGAGAACACGGGCGCUGAGUCACUGUGCGAAUGAGUGAGUGAUGCAGAGCACUUUUUUGCAGGGCAGUAUGGGUCUGUGUCCCCUGCUCCUGUUGUGUACCUUGGCCACUGCUUGGGCCCAGGAAUCAGUUGUGCUUUCAGAUCAGAAUCAGAUUGUGACACCCAAACCUUUAACUCCACCUUCUCCCACAGCACACAAUCUUACUCAAGACCCUGCCCCUUCGUCCACAACCCCACCCACCAAACAGCCUGUCAUCAUUAACACCACAAAAGUAACAGCAGAGAUGCCAUCUCCAGGAGUCCCCAUGCCCCCUCGUACCCCUGCUCCAGUUCUGCCUCCUGACACCAAUCACACCAGUGCUCCGCCCCCUGAGCCUACCACUGUUAGAGGAGGAGGGACGGAGGACAAAAUCUUAACUGUUCGUCCCGUAACCCUGCCUGUUCCUUCCUCAACUGAGGGCCCUUUUAAUACGACCCUCUCCACCAAAAUUUAUCCUGGUUCUUAUAAUAACACAACUCCAAACACAAGCCUUUCUCCUAGUGUUGAACCCAGCAUGACCUCUAACCUGCCUGAAAUCAGCACCACACCAUACAUCAGCAUUCCUCCAGGUGGAGGUGGUGAAGACACAGCGAUCAUUGCAGUGACGGUGGCCUUAUCAUCUCUGCUGGUCAUCAUCUUCAUCAUCAUCAUCCUCUACAUGCUCAGGUUUAAGAAGUACAAGCAGGCAGGAAGUCACUCAAACUCUUUCAGACUGACCAAUGGCAGGACGGACGACACAGAGCUUCAGAGCGUGCCGCUAUUGGCUCGCUCGCCCAGCACAAACAGGAAGUACCCGCCCCUUCCAGUGGACAAGCUUGAGGAGGAAAUGAACCGUCGCAUGGCUGAUGACAAUAAACUGUUCCGGGAAGAAUUCAAUGCGUUGCCAGUUUGCCCCAUCCAAGCCUCAUGUGAUGCCGCCUCCAAAGAGGAGAACAAGGAAAAGAACCGCUAUGUCAACAUUCUGCCCUAUGAUCACUCCAGGGUACAUCUCUCCCCUCUAGAGGGCGUCCCAGACUCAGAUUUCAUUAACGCCUCUUACAUUAACGGCUAUCAGGAGAAGAACAAAUUUAUAGCUGCCCAAGGGCCAAAAGAGGAGACGGUGAACGAUUUUUGGAGAAUGAUCUGGGAACAGAACACUGCCACCAUUGUUAUGGUGACCAACCUUAAGGAGCGAAAGGAGUGUAAGUGUGCUCAGUACUGGCCGGAUCAGGGCUGCUGGACAUAUGGGAACAUCCGUGUUUCUGUAGAGGACAUGACCGUGCUGGUGGACUACACUGUACGCAAGUUCUGUAUUCAGCAGGUUGGGGACGUAUCAGGGAAGAAGCCUCAGAGACUGGUGACUCAGUUCCAUUUUACCAGCUGGCCAGAUUUUGGUGUGCCCUUUACCCCCAUCGGAAUGCUAAAGUUCCUUAAAAAGGUUAAAACAUGCAACCCACAGUAUGCUGGGCCCAUUGUGGUGCACUGCAGUGCUGGUGUCGGGAGGACAGGGACCUUCAUCGUAAUCGAUGCAAUGUUGGACAUGAUGGCUGCCGAGAGGAAAGUGGAUGUGUUUGGCUUUGUCACAAGGAUCCGAGCCCAGCGCUGCCAGAUGGUCCAGACCGAUAUGCAGUACGUAUUUAUUUUCCAGGCUCUGUUGGAACACUACCUGUAUGGAGACACAGAGCUGGAGGUUACCUCUCUAGAGUCUCACCUGGCCAAACUCUAUGCUCCUUUACCUGGAGCCGGCUGUGGUGGGCUGGAGGCGGAGUUUAAGAAACUCACAUCUAUAAAGAUCCAGAAUGAUAAAAUGAGAACAGGGAACCUUCCCGCCAACAUGAAGAAGAACCGUGUGCUUCAGAUCAUUCCAUAUGAGUUUAAUCGAGUGAUCAUUCCUGUAAAGCGCGGUGAGGAGAAUACAGACUAUGUCAAUUCUUCCUUCAUUGAUGGCUACAGGCAAAAAGACUCGUACAUGGCGAGUCAGGGCCCACUGCAGCACACCAUCGAGGACUUCUGGAGGAUGAUCUGGGAGUGGAGGAGCUGCUCUAUUGUGAUGCUCACUGAGCUGGAGGAGAGAGGACAGGAGAAGUGUGCUCAGUACUGGGCCACUGAUGGAGUGAUGGUGUGUGGUGAUAUGUCCAUUGAGAUGAAGAGAGAGGAGGAAUGUGAGAGUUACACUGUCCGUGAUCUGCUCGUCACCAACACCAGAGAGAAUAAAGCCCGUGCUGUGCGUCAGUUCCACUUCCACGGCUGGCCUGAGGUGGGGAUCCCAGCCGACGGUAAAGGCAUGAUCAACAUCAUUGCUGCCGUGCAGAAGCAACAGCAGCAGUCUGGAAACCACCCAAUCACAGUGCACUGCAGCGCCGGCGCAGGUCGUACGGGCACAUUUUGUGCUUUGAGCACGGUUCUGGAGCGUGUGAAGGCAGAGGGCAUUCUAGACGUCUUUCAGACAGUGAAGAGCCUGCGACUGCAGAGACCACACAUGGUGCAGACACUGGAGCAGUAUGAAUUUUGCUACAAAGUUGUCCAGGAAUACAUCGAUGCCUUCUCCGACUAUGCCAACUUUAAGUAGGGACCCUACUGCGUGAGCGAUGUGCACAGAAUCUCACACACACACACACACACAGUUACACAUGCAAGCUCAGCACUGGACUGACUGCAAUCGCAGAAAAGGGAACAAGGACAGAAGAGGAUGAGCAGGAUGGCAAUUUUUUCAGAAGAGGACAAAAAAAAAAACACGCCGCCUUGAGUAUUUUGUAAUUUUGUGUAUUGUCUUGAUAUAUUUUUGCCAGUGUAAAUACACUUCCCCAUCAUUUAUUUGUUUUUAGAUGCAAGUUUUAGUGUGACCUUUUUUUUCCUAAUGUAGUUUACAGGAAUAAGAAUAUAAACAUAGAUAUAUGACUCUAAAUUGGUUUUGAGUUGAACAGCUGGAGCAUCUUUCUUUCCCCCCACCCCCUUUUUCCCCCCCUUUGUGGAGCUGGGGGUUGGACACCCGACAACUCGAUCCUGUUUUGCUUGCAGCCGUAAUUUUGUCUCACUUACACAAGUAACACAACACAAGGUAUAUACGUUAUACGCUUUCUUAAAAUCUCGAGCAUCGAGCAGGUUUAUGUUGGAGAAAGUAGGGUGAGUUGUUCCUCCUGAGCUAGCAGCAGUGUAUGGGAUCAGGUACUUUACAUCCCAGGUUCUCAUGGAGGACCAGAUCGAAACCAACACAUUAAUUAAGUCUGUCACUUCAGAAAAACAUUCAAACUGCUUUUUGAACACUUCAAUAUCUGAGCACCGUUUUCCUUCAGCACAAGUGAGUGUUAGUUGUUUCUUAUAAAUAUAUUUAGUCUGUGAGAGAGUGACUCGUGUGAUUCUCCAAAAUGUUUGAACAGGUGCUUCUUUUCUUAGCAAACAAAAUGUUUGCCUUGAAGAUUGAAACAAUUUUGCUUUCACACAGUCAAAAGUGCCAUCAGAGAGAAUGUGGGUAUAAAAAUAGUUUGACCUUCUUACUUCUCAGACCAAACCUUACAAAUAAACAGUUAGCCCUGACUUGGUGUUCAGUCAGUGUUAGGUGUCUCAGAGUUGAACACAUUUUCAGAGACUUAGACGUUUCUCCUCAUGAGCAAGAGCACAACCAAUGAGGAUGAAGGAAAUAAAAAAAAAAGUUGUUACUGAUUAGCAGGACUGAAUGUGAUGACAGGUCAUGGUUCUGUUUGUGUCCAUCUGUCUGGCCCUUCUUACUAUUUUAUCAUUAGCACUUGUGUGUGAAGCAGUUCUUUAACACUCCACCGAGCCAGUCAAAUGGAAAACUAGCAAGAACCCUUUUUUGUUUUUUUUUGUUUUUUGUUUUUACACUAAUAACUUUGCUUGUUUACGUGGCUUUUGAGGUUGAGCAAAGGAAACUAAACUGUUGCCUAGUUACAGCAAAAUGGGUUUUGUUUCUUUUUGCAUUCCUCUUUGCAAGGUGUCAAAGGCCACUUUUGAGCAGCUGUGAAUAAACCAAUACCCCAAACAUCUCGACCAACAAAUGCACGGAAUUGUACCUCGACUAACAGAACACCUACAGGUGAAUUAACAGUGUUCAGGAUUGUCGAUUUUCAGCUCGCUUCAGUCUGAUCAGUGCUGUGUAGGAACUCCAUAGACGUCAUAGAGUCAGAGCCUGCACACUGCUGAUGAGGAAGUGAACCCUGAGGAUGUCAGACUAAGUAAAUAAAAUAAAGAAAUUCAGGGUUUAAUGUAAAGGAACUCUGGCAAGUUCCUCUUCUACUUAUAUAUAAAUUUGAGGUUAAUCUCUAUAGAGCUGUAGUGUGUGUGUGUGACCAAAACACCCAAAACAUUUUCCCCUCACGAAACCUGUUGCAAUUACAUUACAAAAAACGCUGGAUUUUUUUAUUUCAUCUUAAACACUGUGCCAAUACACACACUGAGUAAAUAACCCCACUCAAACUUUUUACCCCUUCUUAAACAGGCUCCACCCCUUUAGUUCCACCUUCCUGGAGGUGUGGCUCACUGAGCAAGUGCCUAUAUAACUCCACUGCUACAUGUGUUUGCUAUGUGCUGAAGUUCAGCUUUUACUGUUUUUUUUAUAACUUCUCAGUGGUGAAAUUUCAAACUUAACACCUCUUCAGGAAUAAUUCUUUUAAGCUGAUGUGUAUUAAAUCUCUUUUUGGUGUCCUGCUUUCAUCUGAGACCCCAAAAAAGAUCAGAUAAGAUUUCUUAACAGUUGGCAGUUAAACUACGUCCACACCAUCAAACAAUACUGAUUUCCAAAUUCUAGCUACUUUUAGCUGGGCGUCUGGCGGCGUCUGUGAGAACUCACUGUGGAAUAUUUCAGUACUUUGAGAAAGCGGCACCUUGUUCAUCUUUGAGUUCUGAAUGUUGCAUCAUUUUGUGGAAGAGGAGAAAACCUGCAGGAAGAGAAAUGUAUGCAGGACAAAACGAGAAUGAGAAAUCCCUCUAACACAGUCUUUUCAUGUCCUUGCUAUUCACGUGUGAUGCUCUUCAUCUGUUCCUACACAUAUUCACCCCUCCACCCUUUUCUCCUUCCGCCUCUGUCGAUUGGGUCAUGUUGUAUAUUUGACCCCAUUUUAACUUGAGACAUUUUAUUUCCUCCUCCCCACUUUGUCUUGUCAUUCUUUUCCUUUCCUCAUCCUAAAUGUUCCCAUGUGUACAUAACAUUAUUUAUAUUUCAUUCCUUGUCCACCACCUGGCUUAUUUUAUUUUUUUUUAUUCUUAUACACUUGUAUAAUAAACUGUACUGGGACCAUUUUUUUUGAAAGUAUUAGAAUUUUUUUCCAUUUUUUAAGUUUGGUAUUAUUAUAAUUGUCUUAAAAUCCUAUUUUUAAUUUGCAUCUGUUUUUUAUAGUGUUAUUCAAAAUUUUGAAUGUGUAUAUAAUUAUAUAUAUGAAAUAAAUGAUAUAUAAUUAUAUAAUGCUAAAUGGACGUUCUAAGCAAGGAACUGUUCGGACUUAAUAAAAAUGCUUGA
Tachysurus vachellii is the source of this 5817-nucleotide messenger RNA. RefSeq names its product protein tyrosine phosphatase receptor type A (gene ptpra). The record is from RefSeq and is a predicted model, not a curated record. Lineage: Eukaryota; Metazoa; Chordata; Actinopteri; Siluriformes; Bagridae. Gene Ontology annotation, molecular function: protein tyrosine phosphatase activity. Bases 370 to 2916 code for a protein of 848 amino acids. Gene Ontology annotation, biological process: protein dephosphorylation. The transcript has 23 exons.